UACUUUAGCUAUUAGAUCAAGUUGGCAAUAGUUGAUUGUGAGUCAUAACAAAUUGUUUUUCCAGAAAAUAAAAUUCCUGCUUAUAUAAAGAACCGAGCUAAGAAAUCCCUGCAAGUGAGCAAGACUCUUUCAAAGAGUUAAUUUCCUGAAAAAUUACAAGGAAUCUGCAGCUGCCAUGGCCGGGGAGAAUAAGCGAAGCCCUAGUAAGAGUAAAGACAUCAUUUUAAAGGCCAUAGAAGACUUGGUCAGUGUGAACACACUCUUCAUAGCAGCUGUGUUCAUUGGAUUAGCUUUUGCAGACCCCCAACAACGUAGCCUGGAAAUAAACAGACCUGAAUGCAACGCAGACAUGAAGAUAAUUAAACGACUCGUCGUAUACGAAGUUGUGUCAUUUUCUUGCUUCCUUCUUUCAACUAUGGCAGCCAAAUCAAUCAAGGUUUAUCUGCAUAUUUUUUACCCUGACGAUCCCGACAGCGACAAAAAUUCGCUUGAUAAACCUCGUUUAGAUGGCAAGAACGUUCGCCUGUUUGAUUUAAAAAGGGGUUUAAUUUUCACAAUAUCAAUCGUGGCAUCGCUUGUUGGGGUCUUGUUUUUUGCACUUUCAAUCUUUUGUGUUAUUGAGAUAAAGUUGGGGAAGCUAUCCUGCGGGAUCCAUGAGACUCGAGUUGCUAGUCUAACCCUGUUAAUUCUCGUCCUUAUUUCACUCUUAAUUUAUUUACCAUCUAUGUUUAUCGCUCUAGUUCGCUGUAUGAUUGAGCCGUAAAUUAAUGUUACAAGGAGAUAUGUAUGCCACCAUUAAUAUUAAUCAUACAAUUAUAUGC
Manihot esculenta (cassava) is the source of this 821-nucleotide messenger RNA. RefSeq lists its product as uncharacterized. Bases 176 to 763 code for a protein of 195 amino acids. The transcript is spliced from 2 exons. NCBI's taxonomy places the organism in Eukaryota, Viridiplantae, Streptophyta, Magnoliopsida, Malpighiales, Euphorbiaceae. The record is from RefSeq and is a predicted model, not a curated record.